This is a messenger RNA of Pochonia chlamydosporia 170, 1683 nucleotides long. RefSeq names its product C6 zinc finger domain-containing protein. Gene Ontology annotation, molecular function: zinc ion binding; DNA-binding transcription factor activity, RNA polymerase II-specific; sequence-specific DNA binding. Lineage: Eukaryota; Fungi; Ascomycota; Sordariomycetes; Hypocreales; Clavicipitaceae. The coding region runs from base 1 to 1683 and encodes 560 amino acids. The record is from RefSeq and is a predicted model, not a curated record. The transcript has 5 exons. Gene Ontology annotation, biological process: DNA-templated transcription; positive regulation of transcription by RNA polymerase II.
AUGUUUGUGCCAGUUGGUGACGGUGACGGCGACGAUGCCGUAAUUGGCGAGGAUCCUCUUGGCAACCUAUCCUAUUUCCUGAGAGGUCAACACAAGAACAACCCAACUGGGGGCUCCGAUUCACCACCAACGCUUCCUCAUACCUUGGACGAUGAGCUGAGGCAGAUUCUGUCGGAAGGCAAUGCGGAAUAUCGCCUGGGCCCUACUUCAGGCUUUGCGUUUGCGAGUCUCACACAGAGUAAACUUGGCGGAUUGGCCAUUGACAAGAGUGAUCAACCUGUGGAAGGCACAACUGAUCAAGAUGAUCUUGGCGAGCUCGCCUUCCACUCCCCCUUGGACUUGUUAAACCCAAACAUCUUUGACCAUACUGAAGUGCCGAAAUCGUGCGAUCCAGGGUCGGCACCCGGGUUUGGUAUGAGCAGCGCCAUGGGAUUCACUGACCACGCUACAAAUUUGGACCCUCGAUUAGAUAUGCAGCAUGUCCAUCGCCUUGUGGAGGUUUACUUUGCUCAUUCUCACAUCCUGUACCCCGUGAUCGACCGCCGGGAAUUCAUGUCAAGCCUUGAAUCAUUUCAAGAGGAGCCAGAGCACGGGUCACCUCAAACUCCGAUGAGUCUUUUUAGAAUAUGGAUGAUUCUAGCAAUUGGAUCCGCCGCCUACUGUUCAGUCGACAUGACUGCUGCCCAAGAGCAUACAAAGCACUAUAACAAAGCUCUCAGUUACUCGGAUGCGGCUGUCACCGCCAAUAGUAUGGCCGCGAUUGAGGUCAUAAUACUCCGCGUCACAUAUUCCCUAUUUAAUCAGCUAGAAGCAAACACAUGGCUGUUGGUGGGUGUAGCAGUGCGAAUCGCCCUUGGUAUGGGACUGCAGUCCUCCGCUACGUACCAGGGACUGCCGUUUAAUAUGGUAGAAAGGCGAAAGCGAUUGUUCUUUUCGCUUUAUAUGAUGGACAGAGUCAUCUCGACAACACUGGGAAGACCAUUUGCCAUCGAUGACGAAGAUAUUGACAUAUCACCAUUUGUAGUGACUAAUGAUGAGGAAGCCCACAUUGGUGAGGCCGACAGCCAAAAGUCCUUGGACCUGUCUUCAAUGGCUAUACCGCUCCAUAUUCUCAAACUCAGAAGGAUAUCCAGUCGGAUACAGGCUUUAUUAUACACAAACAAGCAUAAAGACGAUCAGGUAAAUGAUGAAAAAGACGAAAUCAUCCACGGAAUACAUAAAGACCUCAUACAGUGGCGUCGGGAUAUGCCAUUUCCUCUUCCCAAAAUCGAUGCCCCGGUACCUCACUUCACAAGUACCUGGUACGACUUCAACUACCAUACUCACCUUGCCAUUCUUUAUCGCCCUACACCACUGCUACCUACCUUGGAUGAACGUCGCAUGAAGAUUCUCACUGAUGCGGCCUCAUCUUCUAUUCGUCUUGCUUCGAGCAUGUAUCGUCAGGGAAUAUUCUCGCAUCACUGGCUGAACCUUCAUGCGGUGUACAUGUCUACGGUUACCUUGGUGUACGUGAUUGCCGUUCAGCUGGAUGACUCUACAAAACACUUGGUGCGGACUAAAGCAGCUGAGGAUGUUCAGCUAGCUUUGCAGUUGUUCGAAUCCAUGGGGCUACGAUAUCCUGCGGCGAGGAGGGCAAAGGCUCUUUUUAGUGUCAUCUUGCGAAGAUGUCAUGAAGUAGGGUAG